AUGAACGCCCGUGUCUGGAGAGUAUACCUCGACGAAGCGGAGAUAUACGAUCGCGAGAUGGUCGAUGAAUGGAAAGACACAGUAGACACCCUUCUUGUCUUCGCCGGUCUCUUUUCCGCCGUCGUGACGACCUUUGUGGCUCAGACGUCUCAGUCUUUACAGGUCGAUUAUACGCAGACGACUGCCUCGCUUCUCACCGAGUUAGUAGCACUGCAGCGCGCUGCUGCUCAAGGCCUGUCUCCGAGCGUUGUUCCUGCGUCCGCGUUAAAUGCUUCUACCCAGUCCGCUCCGGCUAGUGCCAUCGAUCGAGCCGUGAACGGAUUCUGGUUCACAAGUCUCGCCCUCAGCCUAUCUACAGCACUUUUCUGCAUCUUGGUGAAGCAAUGGGCACAA
Stereum hirsutum FP-91666 SS1 is the source of this 393-nucleotide messenger RNA. RefSeq lists its product as uncharacterized. NCBI's taxonomy places the organism in Eukaryota, Fungi, Basidiomycota, Agaricomycetes, Russulales, Stereaceae. The transcript has 2 exons. The annotation marks the transcript as partial. The record is from RefSeq and is a predicted model, not a curated record.